UCUCUUCUUCUUCUUGUAAAUAUACUUCAUAUUAUUACCAUGUACAUAGAAAAGUAGAAGAAAUUAAUUGUUAAUAAUGGUGGAUUCUCCCGCAAGGAAGCGUUUGUUGGCUAGAACCGACUCCGUUCGCAUCUUUCCUACAAGAAGAGGAGCUAUAACUUUUACUUAUGCUUUCACUCUUGCAUCUAUUUUAUUCAUGCUUGUCAUUGUAAAUACUUUUCACCCGUCUUCACGUAGACAUCAUUUUACUAAAGUUAUGACUCACAUUUUCACCUCUAAUUCUUCGAAACCUCCUUCUAAUUCACCUCAACAUAGCCCUACUCAUGAUAAAACCUUUCAUAAAGAUGAUGAAUCAGUGGAUCAUAGGAUUGUAGCUUCUCCUUCUCCAUCUCAAAUUUCUAGAAAAGAAGAUGAUGGAUUGGUGGAUCAUAGGAUUGUAGAUUCUCCGUCUUCAUCUCAAACUUCUAAAAAAGAAGAUGAUGGAUUCCUGGAUCAUAAGAUUGUAGGUUCUCCUUCUCCGUCUCAAACUUCUAAAAAAGAAGAUGAUGGAUUACUGGAUCAUCAUAUUGUAGGUUCUCCUUCUCCGUCUCAAACUUCUAGAAAAGAAAAUGAUGGAUUACUAGAUCAUAGAAAUGUAGCUUCUCCGCCUCCAUCUCAAAUUUCUAGAAAAAAAGAUGAUGAAUUACUAGGUCAUAGGAUUGUAAAUUCUCCGUCUCCGUCUCAAAUGUCUAGAAAAGAAAAUGAUGGAUUACUAGAUCAUAGGAUUGUAAAUUCUCCGUCUCCAUCUCAAAUUUCUAGAAAAGAAGGUUCUGGUUUAGCACGAAAGCGAAGUAAAAAACAUCGUAAGGCGCAUCCACCGAUUGGUGCUACGAUUAAACCACAACAAAAGAAGUCUUUUGCACCCAUGCCUUCACCAAAUGUAGUGCAAAGUGAUCAACAACAUUUGGUGGAAUUAACAAAGAAUUGUAAUAUGUAUGAAGGGUCAUGGGUUUAUGAUGAUUCAUAUCCACUUUACAAAGCCGGGUCUUGUCCUAAUAUUGAUGAGCCUUUUGACUGUUUCCUCAAUGGUCGAACUGAUAAUAUGUUCGAAAAGUUCAGAUGGCAGCCUAAGAAUUGCAACAUGCCAAGGUUCAAUGGUAGUGACAUGUUGGAGUUACUGAGGGGAAAGCGUUUAGUUUUUGUUGGCGAUUCCCUCAAUAGGAACAUGUGGGAAUCUAUGGUGUGUGUUCUUAGUAAUUCAGUGGAAAAUAAGAGCAAGAUUUUCGAAGCCUCUGGUAGACAAGAGUUUCGAACAGAAGAUUCUUACUCGUUUAUCUUUGAAGAUUACAAUUGUUCCAUCGAGUUCUUCCGUUCCCCGUUUCUUGUUCAAGAGGGGGAGAUUCCAACCCAGAAAGGAUCGAAAAAAGAGACACUCCGUCUUGAUUUGGUUGAGAACUAUUAUGACAAGUACAAAAAUGCUGAUGUUUUGAUCUUCAACACAGGUCAUUGGUGGACUCAUGAGAAAGUAAAGGAAGGGAAGGAAUAUUAUCAAGAAGGAAAUCAUGUUUAUGGACAACUGAAUGUUGAAGAUGCAAUUAAUAAAGCUUUAUUGACAUGGUCACAUUGGGUGGAUACUCAUGUUGAUCCUAAGAAAACUACAGUUUUCUUUAGAGGCUAUUCACCUUCUCAUUUCAGGGACGGGGAAUGGAAUUCUGGUGGUCAGUGUGAGAAUAUUACAGAGCCAAUGAAAGAUGAAUCUGAUUUGCCAGAAAAUCCUGCAACAAUGAUGAAGACUAUUGAAUCGGUAAUUACAGGAAUGAAGACUCCGGUGUUUUACCUGAAUAUCACGAGAAUGACGGAUUACAGAAUUGAUGCUCACCCUUCCUUGUUCAGAUUCACCAAUAUGACUGAGGAGACCAAAAAAUUUACGCUCACGCAUCAGGAUUGUAGCCAUUGGUGUCUUCCUGGUGUUCCUGACUUGUGGAAUGAAUUAGUGUAUGCUCACCUUUUACAAAGGUUGAAAACAAACAAGGGAAAUCCUUGAACUUGAUUUUUGAUACAUUGUUAUAAUCCUUAACAGGCUUCAUAAUAUAGUUGUGAUUUAAUCAGCUCAUAAAUCGAAUCACCGGGUUGUGUUAUUUAUAUUAUUUUCAAUCAAAGUAGCGA
Molecule: messenger RNA, 2145 nt
Organism: Vicia villosa (hairy vetch)
Lineage: Eukaryota; Viridiplantae; Streptophyta; Magnoliopsida; Fabales; Fabaceae
Product: protein trichome birefringence-like 4
Exons: 5
Coding region: 77-2023 (648 amino acids)
Cellular component (GO): Golgi apparatus
Molecular function (GO): O-acetyltransferase activity
Source: RefSeq, a predicted model, not a curated record